Molecule: messenger RNA, 8903 nt
Organism: Seriola aureovittata
Lineage: Eukaryota; Metazoa; Chordata; Actinopteri; Carangiformes; Carangidae
Gene: agrn
Product: agrin
Exons: 38
Coding region: 2109-8153 (2014 amino acids)
Biological process (GO): cell differentiation; negative regulation of serine-type peptidase activity; central nervous system development
Molecular function (GO): laminin binding; calcium ion binding; serine-type endopeptidase inhibitor activity
Source: RefSeq, a predicted model, not a curated record
UGCUGGUGCUGCUGCUGCUUUUUUUUUCUUCCUCCCACUCCCCCCUCCCCGCCCCCCGUCUCCUCAAGAAAAACAAGAAAGGUGGACCGAAGUGUCAGGAGCUGCUUUUCCUUUUUGCCAGCACUCCUCCUCCUCCCUCUCGUUUACGUCCCCUCUCUCUCUGUAUUGCCGUGUCUGCUCGCUGACUUCUCUCAUUGACACACUCCUCCUUGCUUCAGCUGGCUGACUGAGUGCGCUGACACUGGGACCACUACCUGCUGCCUGGGGAUUAAGCGCGCUAUGAAUACCCGGAGCCUAAUUUGUUGUUUUGGCUGCCAGUGAAUAUUGGAUCCCCGCGGAGCAGAAGCUGGAGCAUAAAUCCUUGUGACCAGGACGCAGGGAGCGCCUCUGGACUGAGACAACCAGAGACAAUGAAGAAGGGACUGGAUGCUUGAGGAAGCGUAUAAAAGAGAGACGACAAACCGAGAGAGAGAGAAAAGACUGCACAAGUUCUUUACUGAAAGAAGAAGCGGAAUCAACCUAAGUCUUACGAGGAUCAGGACCCAAUAAGAACCUUUUCCUCUCAUUAUGUGGUUGGGAUUCUCUGUCACGGUGCUGACAUGAGGGAAGAAAGCCCAACAAAUCUCCGCCUCGAGCUUCUCGGUUGAUUUCUGAUCACACACAGGUUUUUCUCCUUUUUCUUUCUACGAGUUUAUUCAUUCAGACUGUCUCUGUGUUUUGCUACUCAUCCGUCGCUGCGUGGGGGAGAAGACGUCUCCGCGCUGGCAGGUCCAGCGGGGGGGAUUGUGAUCGUCCUCCUCUUCCAACUUUUUCCCCCCUCUCCGCCACUUCCACUGACCUGUUUGCAGUUGCUCACAGCGGCGUUGGGGGGUUUGCAGUUGCUCACCCUCUCGAUGAGACUGGCCAGGAAUAAAGAUUAUUGAACCGAGGAGGUGUGGCAGGCACGCUGGAGAGAAGGGGAGGAAAAAAUAAACCAUCUCCGUGAUCCCAGGAGCAUAUGGUUUAGUGAGAGGCAGCCAGCUGCUUUCCAGCCGCCCGGCUAAUCGCGCUACAGAAGAUUCGAGUUGCUCCGGUGACAGUGUCAGGUUUGGGUUGCUCUUGCGUGCCGUGGUCGUAUAUCUCUUCACCCUGACAAGCUCCCAGACCUCCUUCGGAUACAAAGAAGCAGUUGUAUUGACUCAGAGGAGUGCCAGGCAAAUCAUUGCUCAGGAAAGCAGCAAAGCCAUUGUUGCCCCAACAGGCGACAUCCACAGAGAAGCUGAAAAAGAUGCUCAGCCAUCACCUCUUAGGGAAGUACCUGUGACACACGUUGUUGGUGAGCACCAGACCUUGGCUUGUCUUGUAAAGGCUUUUGACAAAGAAAGGAGGGGGUGUCCUCUUGGAGCCGGCUUUGCCAGACCCCCUCCAUGUCCAUCUAAUUACCCGUCAGGGUCACCGGGAAGAAAGGAGAGGAUUGCUUCUGUGGAUUUACUGUCGUGCUCCUGUGGAAGUUUUCCUUGUGGAUAUUUGACAAUUACAAACACCCACAUCCUAAUGCCCAAAUUUCUGGCUUAGGUGCAUCUCACACAUACAUGCCAAAAGCGCUUUAGCACACAUUUACCAACACAUUACAACCACCCACUUAAAUCCACACACAUAUUUGCACUGUAAGUAUAAACCACUACACACACCAACACACACACACAUACUCACACAUUGAAAGCCCAUUAGUUUGUCUUUUUCCCAGUGGGUACAGCAGAAUGGAGGUUGCGUGGACAGGUGGGGGGCUGUAGGAGUUCAACAUCUCUGUCCCCCCCCGUCUGUCCUCUUUCCCCAAAUGGAUGUUAUUAUCUCUAAAAAUGUGUUACUUGGAAACUGCUGAAAGCUUGCUGCUGCGAUUCUCUGUCAGGAACAGUCACCGGGUGCCUGCCACGGUGCACAGCUGGAACCACAGCUGAAACACCGACCAUUACGGAUCUUCUUUUGCUUUUUAUUUUUUCCUCAUCUUCAUCCUCUGCCCUUCUCCCACCGCCAUCAUUUUUUCCAACGGGUCUUUGGGCACCCCUCGUCGCCCUCCUCGUCCCAACAUCUCCUCCACCCUGGAGGGGAGGGGGUCAUUGGAGUGGAGCAUGAGCGGGUGCCACUAUCCCUCGCCGCCGCCGCCGGAGCGGGACCGCAGGUACCAGCACAAGGUGUCCUUGGUGGUGCGCUACUUCAUGAUCCCUUGUAACAUCUGUCUGAUCCUGCUGGCCACAUCCACCCUGGGCUUCGCUGUGCUCCUGUUCCUCAACAACUACAAACCUCCUCACUUCACACCGGCGCAGCCUCCUGAUGGCUGUAGAGGAAUGCUGUGCGGCUUUGGCGCCGUUUGUGAGCGUGACCCAACGGAUCCGGCCAAGGCUGAGUGCGUUUGCAAGAGGGUGGAAUGUCCGUCCUUGGUGGCGCCUGUUUGCGGCUCAGAUUCCUCCACCUACUCCAACGAGUGCGAGCUGGAGAAAGCCCAGUGCAACACACAGAGACGCAUCAAGGUGCUGCGCAAGGGACCCUGCUCUCUGAAGGACCCCUGCACUGAGGUGACCUGCAGCUACGGCAGCACCUGCGUCCAGUCGUCGGACGGCUUGUCUUCUAAAUGCAUGUGCCCCCUGGGCUGCGAGGGCAAGGCCGAGGAGACGGUGUGUGGCAGCGACGGAGAGGACUACCGCAACGAGUGCGAGCUCCAUCAGCACGCCUGCAAGAACCAGAAGAACAUCCGUGUGCAAUACCAAGGGCACUGUGACCCGUGUAAAGACAGCGAGAACAGCCUGAGCACAAUGUGCCGGGUGGAGACUCUCACCCGCAACACCCUCAUCUUCGGCCUGCCGGAGUCGUGCCCUCCGGGGAGCGAGCCUCUGUGUGCCAGCGACGGCGAAACCUACUCCAGCGAGUGCGCCAUGACGGCGAAGGGCAUGCAGAAGGGCAUCAAGCUCAGGAAGAUCCAUGCAGGACAAUGCAGGAGGCUGGAGCAAUGCAAGGAGGAUUGUCUCUUCAACGCCGUGUGUCUGAUUGAGCAGCUGAGCGCCCGCUGCUCCUGCGAUCCCAUCGAGUGCGACGGCACCUACAAGCCCGUGUGCGGCAAGGACGGCCGCACCUACACCAACGACUGCAUGCGACGCAAGGCGGAGUGUCUGAGCAAGGCCCUCAUCCCCAUGAAGCACCGGGGGCCCUGUGAUCUCAACGUCCGGAGCCCGUGUUUGGAUAAGGUGUGCGACCACGGGGCGGUGUGCGUGGUCAAAAACGACGAGCCGGUGUGCGAGUGCCCCGAGGCCUGUCCGCAGACGUCCGACCCCGUGUGUGGGUCCGACGGCCACAGCUACGGCAGCCCCUGCGAGAUGCGAGCGAUGGGCUGCGCCCUUCAGAAGGCCAUCCACAUCCAGCACAAAGGACCCUGUGAUGAGGCUUGUGCCAACUGCUCUUUCGGGGCAAUCUGCGACGCCCAGAGCGGACAGUGUGUGUGUGCAUCAGAGUGUGUGGAGACCCACCAGCCCGUGUGUGGCAGUGAUGGCACCACGUACAACAGCGAGUGCGAGCUGCAUGUGCGCGCCUGCAAAGAGCAGAUGGACCUCCGAGUGGUCAGCCAAGGAGAGUGCAAAACAUGCGGCAGUACUGUUUGUGCCUGGGGCGCCCGGUGUGUCCAGAAUGAGUGCGAGUGCCCGCAGUGCUUCAACGAGGCCUACUCCCCCGUGUGCGGCAGCGACGGCGCCACCUACGACAACAACUGCGAACUCCUCCUGUCCUCCUGCAUACGGAAGGCGAGAAUUGAUGUGGCAAAGCUCGGCAGCUGUGAUGAAGACUGCGGAUCAGGAGGGUCAGGCUCGGGCGUGGAGAGCUGUGAGCAGGACCGCUGUCGCACGUUUGGAGGCUCGUGGGAUGAGGAUGCGGAGGAGGACCGCUGCGUCUGCGACUUCACCUGCCAGAGCGUGCCUCACAACCCGGUUUGCGGCUCCGACGGCAAAAACUACAGCAACGAGUGCGAGCUGAAGAAGGCCAGAUGUGAGAAACAAGAGCACUUGUUGAUUCAGAACCAGGGACCCUGUGCAGUGAUUUCAGCCACAUCUCUGCCUGAGCUGACAGCACCCCAGCACUGCAGUCUGUCUGUGUACGGCUGCUGCUCCGACAACAUAACGGCCGCCUUAGGAGUCGGACUGGCUGGAUGUCCCAGUACCUGUCAGUGUAACGCCUACGGCUCCUACAAGGGGACGUGUGACCCGGCCAGCGGUCAGUGCUCCUGUAAGCCGGGCGUCGGGGGACAGAAGUGUGACCGCUGCGAGCCGGGCUUCUGGAACUUCCGCGGCAUCGUGACGGAGAACAUGAGCGGCUGCACACCGUGUAACUGCGACGCCACGGGCUCGGUCCGGGACGACUGCGAACAGAUGUCGGGCUUGUGCUCCUGCAAGACGGGAGUGAAGGGCAUGAAGUGCAACGUGUGUCCAGAUGGAAGCAAGAUGGGCAUGAACGGCUGCGACAAAGGACCUGAGGCUCCCACUUCAUGCCAGGAGUUAGAGUGCAGCUUUGGGGCUUCUUGCAUUGAGGUGAACGGCCAAGCCCACUGCGAGUGCCCCGCACCUGACUGCGAUGAGAAAAACAAGACUAAGGUGUGCGGCUCUGAUGGGGUGACUUAUGCCGACCAGUGCCAGCUGAGGACCAUCGCCUGCAGGCAAGACAAGGACAUCACAGUGCAACACUUCGGACAGUGCACAGAAACCAUCUCCGAGCUGGCAGAACGACCAACCCACAACCCCAUCACCACCACUGCCGCCUCCAUCACCACCGCCGCCCCCUUAAACCCUAACAUCGUGUACGGCAUCCCGCCUCCAAGGACAGCAGAGAUAGAGACCAACGAGAGGCCCCCGGCUACCACCCCCUUUUCCACCAUCAAUCACAACCGUGCGCGAACAAACCACCGCCACCCCAUCCACACCCAGCCUCAGCCUCCACAGCCGACCGCUGCCACCACCUCCUCCUCCCGCAGCAUCAGACCUACCCCCUCCGCUGCAGUGGCCUCCUUUGAGGGCUCAGGCAGCGGGGAGCCGAGCGGGGAUGACCAGACCGAAGAAGAGGAGGAGCAGGAAGAGGAAGCAGGUAGCGGCAUCCCAGCGGAGGCCAGUGGGGCAGAGGAGCCAUUCGAUCCCACUAUGGCAAACACAACUGCGCCCACAGCUGAGGACAGAUCAUCCUGUGACAACACAGAGUUCGGCUGCUGUCCUGACGGCAAGACACCAUCCAGCACUCCAGAGGGCGCCAACUGCCCCUCCACCAUGAGGUUCAGCGGCUUCCUGCACCUGGACCAGGUAGAGGGCCAAGAGAUCUUCUACACCCCGGAGAUGGAGGACCCCAAGUCGGAGUUGUUCGGAGAGACGGCCCGCAGCAUAGAGAGCGCUCUCAAUGAGUUGUUCAGGAAGUCGGAGGUACACAAAGACUUUAUGAGCGUUCGUGUCCGUAACCUGGCACCCAGCAACUCCAUCCUGGCCUUCGUGGAGGCUCACUUCAAACCAGAUACAAGAUACACGGUGGAGGACAUCGAAGGAGCCCUGCUGAAACAGCUGAAGGCCUCCAAAGAGACCAGCAUCGCCGUGAAGAAGCCGGAGGAUGAGAAUAUUCGCUUCACCAAUUAUGCUCUGUUGACAGGACUCUCCUCCAUCCCCUUCUUCACCACCACUACCACCACCACCACGGCAUCUGUCACCACAGCUGCCCCCACCACCACCACCACAACCACCACCACCGCCGCCACCAGCACCACCACCAGGCCUCCGACAACAACCACCCCCUACUUCACCCGUCGCCCUACCCGCAGGCCCAUCAGACGCACCACCACAACCUCAGCGCCGGUUACCACACCACUCCUCCACACCACCACGCCAGCUAUCACCACGACCACGCCGUUUCCCGCUACCACCGUCGCACAUGUCAAGAGUAAACUUCCUCACAAGGCCCAGAAGCCGUGCGACUCCCACCCCUGCCUCCACGGGGGCACCUGCGAGGACGACGGUAACGACUUCAGCUGCAAGUGUCCCGCCGGCCGAGGAGGCUCCGUGUGUGAGAAGGCAAUCAAGUACUACAUCCCGUCAUUUGGAGGCCAGUCCUACUUGGCCUUCCAAACCAUGAGCGCCUACCACACUGUCCGCAUCGCCAUGGAGUUCAGAGCGUCCGAGAUGACCGGCAUCCUGCUCUACAACGGCCAAGAAGGCAAGAAGGACUUCAUCUCUCUGGCUCUGGUCAACGGCAGGGUAGAGCUCAGGUUCAACACGGGCUCCGGCACAGGAACACUGAUCAGCAAAGUGCAGAUCAAUCAGGGCCGCUGGCAUCAGCUGGUGGUGACUCGCAAUCGCCGGAACGCCAUGCUCAGCGUGGACAACGAGCCGCACAUCGAGGGCCAGAGUCCACGCGGCACAGACGGCCUGAACCUCGACACCAACCUCUUCAUCGGAGGAGUGCUGGAGGAUAUGAAGCAGGAUGUAAUGGAAAGGACAGCGGUGGCCACAGGUCUGGUGGGCUGCAUCCGCUUGCUGGACGUCAACAACCGGGUGCUCAACUUGCAAGAGAACGGGGGCGACAGUCUGUACGGCAGUGGCGUGGGUGAAUGCGGCAACAACCCCUGCCUGCCGAACCCCUGUAAGAACGGCGCCGCGUGCCAGGUCAAGGAGGCCGAGAUGUUCCACUGCAAGUGCAGCAAGGGAUUCUGGGGUCCAACUUGUGCUGAUGUCCAUGACCCAUGCGAGCCCAACAGGUGCCACCCAUCCUCCCAGUGCCAGGUGCUGCCGGAGGGAGGCUACAAAUGCGAGUGUCCCAUGGGACGUGAAGGGAAGCACUGCGAAAGAGUGGCUGAGAGGAGAGGGGCUUACAUGCCAUUAUUCAACGGAGACUCUUACCUGGAACUGAAGGGGCUCCAUCUCUACGGGCACGAUCUGCGUCAAAAGCUGAGCAUGACCGUGGUCCUCAUGGCUAACGACUCCAAUGGUUUGAUCUUCUACAACGGCCAAAAAUCGGACGGAAAAGGAGACUUCAUCUCUCUGUCCCUCAACAACGGGAUCCUGGAGUUCCGCUACGACCUGGGCAAAGGUCCCGCCACCAUCAGGAGUAAAGAACCAAUCCAGCUCAACGUGUGGAACACCAUCAACUUGGAGCGCUCAAACCGCAAAGGAGAGAUCAUGGUGAACAAGAAGAACCCCGUCCGAGGGGAGGCACCGAAAUCACGCAAGAAUCUGCACGUAGAUCUUAACCUGAAAGAGUCUCUUUUCGUUGGUGGAGCUCCUGAUUACAGCCGACUGGCAAGAGUCGCCGCUCUCACAGAAGGCUUCAAGGGAACAAUCCAAAAGAUCAUUCUGAUGGGCACACCCGUCCUCAGAGAGGAGCACGCCCUGCGCUCCAGCGACGUAGCCAUGUUCCAGGACCACCCGUGUUCUCAGGAGCCCUGCCACAACGGCGGCCUCUGCAGCCCCCAGCUGGACACCUACGAGUGCGUGUGUCUCAACGGCUUCUCAGGGGGACACUGUCAGAACACCAUCUACGAGAAGUCUGCCGGAGAGACGGAGGCCAUCGCUUUUGACGGGCGGACGUUCAUUGAGUACCACAACGCCGUUACAAAGAGCCAACUGACCAAUGAGAUCCCAGAUCCUGAGUCUCUGGAGAACCCAUCUGACCAGAGUGAGAAGGCUCUGCUGGUGAACAAGUUCGAGCUGAGCAUCCGGACAGAGGCGACCCAGGGCCUGGUGCUGUGGAGCGGGAAGGGCGUGGAGCGCUCGGAUUACAUCGCCCUGGCCAUCGUGGACGGUCACGUCCAGAUGACGUACGACUUGGGCUCCAAGCCCGUGGUGCUGCGCUCCUCGGUGCGUGUCGACACCAACCGCUGGAUACGCAUCAAGGCCAGCAGAGCACUUAGAGACGGCUCUCUACAGGUUGGCAAUGAGGCAGCGGUAACGGGGUCGUCGCCUUUGGCAGCAACACAGCUGGACACAGAUGGAGCACUCUGGUUGGGUGGUCUGGAGGAGUUGGCCGUGGCCCGUCGUUUGCCCAAAGCCUACAGCACCGGUUUUGUUGGCUGCAUCAAAGACGUGGUGGUGGACGGCGUGGAGCUCCACUUGGUGGAGGACGCCUUAAACAGCCCCAAAAUAUUACACUGUUCCGCCGCCAAAUAACCCGGCAGAGACAAACCGUAGAGAGAAAUGAAAAAAAAAGAAAAAGAGAAAACCCUCCCACCCGCUCCCUCCAUAGUGCUCAUGUCUCCUGCUGUAAUUAUUUUCUAUUUUUGUAUACUUUUCAUUGCUUUUUAUAUGGAAAGAAAAUGAAUAUGUUGUUUUAAUUUUUGUUUUAUACUUUUUUCUUUUCUUUUUUUUUUCUUCUUCUGCACCUCCGUUCACAGAACACACUUUGUUUUUGUUUUUCUUUUCUUUACCGCCCUGGCUCUUCAGCUUUUUUCAACAAAAAAAACAAAACAAGCAUCUCUGUGAAAAAAAGAGAUUUCAAUCUUGUCAUAUUUUGUUGUUUUAAAACAAACGCCAACUUACAGGAAAAAAAGAAAAAAAAAGCCUGCACCUUUUCAGCGCUCAUUACUUGAACACUGGUGGCCAUCGCUGAUGAUCUCUGGUUACUGCCUUGUCUUGGUGCCAUAUCUUAUCAUCCACAUUCCCCAAGCAUGGCUUAUACAUCCAUGACUAUAUAGACGUACAUUCUCCACCACCCCCCCUCCCUCCCCAUGAGAGCUGGACGCUGUGUAUCCUGUAGCUGGCGUGUGCAGUUCUUUAACGCUGCAGCCAGCUGACGUCUACUGUCAAGACUCUGCAUUCAGCCUCAGUAGCCCCCUGUAUUUAACUAAUGGGACUUUUUAUCAGUCAAGCUGCUGCAGCAAGAAAGUCUCCCCCCCCCCCCCCCCCCCCCCCCCCAUCUCA